CCUCCACUGCGACGACGAGUUUGUGGCCAGCGGACACCGACCGUAGGUUGUGUCUGGUGGAGGGAGAGUGAGCGGGGCUGCCCUGCGUGGACUGACAGAAGGGGGAUUUACAUUUGAACGGGAACGGGAAACCGUAAAGACUACAAGGUGCACGGUGUAAACUCUACUGUUCUUCCGCUGGAUGUGUGUUCAUGUUGGGGCUUUAAUCAUGUCCAUGUGUCACCGUCGACGGAGGAUUGAACUUGCCAGCAGUCUAUAUUUGCCGAGGAGGGAAACCAAUACAAGGUCUCGCUGUCUCGCUGGAGCGGAGUAUUAUUAGCAGACAGUGCAACUGUCGCUCUCUGGUCAUGCACCGCAGCUACACGAUUAUGACGGUAUCAUAAUUUACAAGCAAAAAACAAAAGUGUAAGGUUAAGAACAAAUUGUGUGCUGAGCAAAAGAUAAACCUUCACCUGGGUCCCAUGCUGGCUGCAAGAAAUCCUCCCCUCCACACCCUCAGCCAUGCCUGCUACUACCAAACCCUCCAGGAGAAAGACACCUGCUCAGAGAAAAGCUGCCCAGAAAGUGAUCAGCACCAAGAGGCAAACCUGUAACUCUAAUAAACCCAGAGGAAGAGCCACAGAGAGGCCCCAGAAAACACCUGCAGAACCCAAAAGGUCAACAACCAGGGCCCAGGCACAGUCAGGCCGAAGCCCCCGUGGAAGAGGGGUUAGCGGGCCUGCUACUGAGAGCCCUGGGAGGUCUCCUGGCAGAGUUAACCAUGCCCUAAAUGUAAAAGAAUCUGCAAGGCUUGGACGGCAGAGCAAUCCGCCUGACCACAGCAGCGAGUUACAAGACCCCCCGGGGCGAAGGAAGUCUCUGCGGGGCACCCGGGUGCCUGUUACUCCCUACCAGCCUCCUAAACCUUGCAGAGGAGGGAGAAACAGCAGGGGGGGCGCAGGGAGGCGAGCAGCAUCACAUCAAGGAAACACAAGAAACAAGCCCUUGAGCACCAGCAUCAAUGAAUCAACUCCUGAAGAGAGAAUUGAGAGUCUGGCCGUCAGUGACGCUGAAGAAACACUUGCAGUUUCUCUAAAAACUGAUGCUGAAGCUCCUGCAAGUAUCAAAGAUCAGAGUUUAGGAGGCAACAAUGCUAAAGAUGGCAGCCCUCUUAAAGCAGAUUCCCCGCCGUCUAAUGACCUACUGGAAGACUGUGUGCAGGGCAGCUGUGACAGUACUACAACCCAGCAAGACAAAAAGGCUGUCAGUCAUAACAGUGACGGUGACCUGAGGUGUGUGACUGGGGUGUGUGGCGAUGUUGAUGGACAGCUUAAACUCUGCAGUGACAGAAGUAAAGAUAGCCCCUGUGCGCUUACAAGCAUCUGCUCACCAGAAGUACAGAGCAACAGGAAGAGAAAUAAGAGUUUAUCUAUCCUUGGAAAUAAGCUUGAUCAUCUUGGCUGUGAUAGUAAGCAGGAUGAUAUAUGUACUGUCCACCAAGAGGAAGGUAGCAAGUUGGACUUAAAAGAAAAUAGGACAGGUGAAAGAGAGAUAGUCGCAACUGAGACGAAAGAGAAGAUACAUCAUGAGAGAGGAGAGAGUUUUGAGGGAGACAAUGCAGUUGAGACUGUGGAAGACAUGGAGGACAUGGAGGACAUGGCUGAGAGGCUGGCAAAUUGUGAGGGAGAGAAAAAAGAAAAGGAGAAUGAUUUUUCUAUCAAUCCUGACGACCCCCUCCCCAGCACUCCAGCCUUUCAAUCUCCAGAUCCACCUCACUCUAACAAUGGACUGACAGAACUGUCAGAAUCACCUGUAAAUGUGCUGUCAGUGUCCAACGCAGCUACCUCAAAUCCCACCAAAGCCCCCCCCACCUCAGAGGCAGUUAAGCCAGAGGGUCUGAGCCAGGGUAAGACAGACAUGCUACCUGCCAUUCAUGGUGCUAAACCUCAGUUCACAGGGUCCUCAGCUGUUGCUGAAACUGCCCUGAUGGUGCAGACUGUUCUUGUAAAAAGAAAUACACCGGUUAUUAUCCGUACUGACUGCUUCAAACCCAGAAUUGUGAGGGAUUCAAGUCAGGGGGAACCACACCAACUGCAGAGCCUAGCCAUCCUUUCUCCUCUGGAUGAGAAAAAAGCUUGCACACCAGCAGAGACGCAGACCAAAGAUAGUGAAUCCAAUCCAGAGCCAUUGGAGGGCCACAGCCAGAGAGAGACAUCUUCCCUGUCACUGUCACUCGCUCCUCAGUUCAGCACAGAUGCUCUUGCAGCCGAGUGUGAACCAAACCUCAGCGAGGACAGCGCUGUGGUAGCAGAGCUAAACUCGGUGCCAAAGAUCUCAACUACUUCUCUGGACAGUAGCUACACUUUCUCCUGCAGCUCAGAAAGCACACGGUCCUCUUUUUCUUUUGACACUGAAUCGGAGGCAGGGUAUGGAGAGCCUGGCCCCUCUACACUUCCCGUAUCCUGGGGGCCAGAGGGGGCCAGUUUGCCCUCCUGGACCGCUCUGAAACAACAGAAGAAGGAGAGGAAGAAGCGGAGCAGGUGUGGGAUGUGCGAGCCAUGCCUGAGGAAGAUCAGCUGUGGCCAGUGCAGUUGCUGCCUCAACCGCAGCACUGGCCACCAGAUCUGUAAGCUGAGGAAGUGUGUGGAUCUGAGGAGGAGAAGAACUUCUCAGCUCGCUCCCUCUGCCGCACAGGUGGUUCCAGAAAGUGGGUCGGUAAAUGGCAAAGCCAAAGCGCAGAUGGAAGACACCCACACGGAAGCAGAGGAGGAUGAAGGGGAGGAAGGCCACAUACCUCAUACACAAGCUCCCACCAUCACCCACAAACCGGCCUCGGACCAAGGCGGACGGCCAUCAUCAGUUGUCAAAAGAGAGUCCGGGCUGGAGCUGACCAGCAAUGCACUUCACCAGCAUGUAUGCUCUUCUGUUAAUUUUCAGAAUGGUUCUGCUGAGAACCUGACAAAACCUAACGGUGCUAAUAUGACCACUGGGUCACACUCUGAUCUGAAGUCUGCUUUCAAAUGGACUACUAAUGCAUCAGAGCCUCAAAGGACUAUAAUUGCUACAACUCCUAAAGACUGCCCUAAGAAUGGACCCAAGACUUCUCCGGACAACAUGUCAGUUCCACUAAAGAAGAUCAAACUAGAGGAACCGUGGAUGUGGAUCCCUGAACAGCCCACCAAACAGCUGAGCGAUGAAGACGAGGUCUGCGAAGACCCGCUGUCCACGCUGGCGGCCGUGGUGUGUCUUUCUGUCACAGAGAGAAAAGGACUGGAGGAGAAACUUUUCAGCUCACGGUCCUCCAUUCUUUGCUCCAUCAAAACAGAGCCACCAGAUUUGUACUUUGUCAAAAAAGAGCCAGAGGACUUACAGAAUGACUUGUUUCAGAAAAGCACUCCUGUUUGCCUGCAAAGGAAUCCGCAAUACAUUAAAAGUGAACCUACUCAAGGUGUCUUGCAACAGAGCGUGCAGUCUUUGGCAGAGAGAAGAAAUCUUAGUUUUGAUCAGGCUAUUGCUAUUGAGGCCUUGACUCAACUGGCAGCUAUACCUCAGAGCCCCGCAGGUUCCAUUAAAACUGAACGUAUGUGUGAACAUAGCACUUCCAACACAAAUACAACCCUGCAAGACGUCAAACACACACCAGCUAUUCGCUACAACAAAGUGUCGGUCAUCAGCUCGCCACUGCACCAGACAUCAGUCAUACGCCCUCCUGUGGCCAGACAAAGAAACGUCAUCCAGUGCUCCCAGGGGUCUAACGCGAAGCUGUAUCUGCACGAUCUCUUAGAAGCUAGCUCAGACAGAGAUAAAGCACCCUGUAGGAAGACAGAGCCGGGCUUUGGUUCUCAUGUCAUCAAGUCGGAAUGCAGCUAUAAAUAUCCCAAUGACAUGAGAGUCAGUAAAGAUCAUGAGCGAUUGUUCGCGGAGGACAGAGACAGGGUUGUUGGUAAAGCAAGGAGGAACAGAGAGGAGGAGGAGGAGGUGGCAGCUCAGCUGGCAGACCUGGCCUUCAUCAUCCAGUCUCGACACAACCAGCACUCGGAGAAAAACCCUCAGAAAGGAACACCUGUGUCAGCCAUCAAAUACAACUACAACUGCCAGAUAUCCCCCAGUCAGAAAAAGCCCCCCGUGAAAAAAACAAGAGCAACGCCUUCCAAGCCCAGGAAGAAAAAAAGUGAUGGACCUAAUGAGGGAAUCAACUGCCGGACCCCCCUCUCAAAACGCACGCCAAAUGGAGAGAUUUCCAGGGGGAGAGGCCAGAAGAUUCAGGGGACACCAGUCCUUCACCACAAGAGGAACCUGUUUCUGCCUCAGGCUCAAAUCGACCUGAACAGAUACUUGGCUGAGGCUCAGGAGGAAAGGAGGCAACUCAUCCAUCACAGUAACACACACAGUGCAGCCCACCUCGGGCCGCAGACUCACAACUACAGCCCUCUCACAAGGCUUAACAACACCGGUCCAGAACAACACCCAUGGUCACUUUCUAACGGUCCACUCCACCAACACAAUCCAUGCAACGGUCAUGCUGGGCUGGACUAUGAAAGGCAUUUGUUUUCUCAGGGAGUGCAUCACGGCGCUGAUCCGAACACCAGUGCCGCCAAUAACCCUUUCCUCAGCCACUCAUCUGGAAACCAUGGACUGUCCAAUGGCUUCUCGGGGGGCCGGCAGUCCCCUCCUCCGAGCCAGCAGGGCUACUACAAGCUGGAGAGGGCAGGACCUGUCACUAUCCUGUCCACUAGUACUGACGGGGUUCAGAGCCAGUCUGAAGAAACAACUCCUUCCAAGAACAACGUCAACAGCUUCCUGGAGUCUCCUAUGAGUUUUUUGGAUACCCCUACCAAGAACUUGCUAAAUACACCUUCCAAAAAACUUGCUGAUCUUCCAUCCUGUGAAUGCGUGGAACAGAUCAUUGAAAAGGAGGAAGGCCCUUACUAUACUCACCUUGGGGCAGGGCCUACUGUUCCUGCAGUGAGGGAACUGAUGGAGAACAGAUAUGGUGCCAAAGGAAAUGCAGUCAGGCUGGAAGUUGUUGUUUACACUGGGAAAGAAGGAAAGAGCUCCCAGGGGUGUCCAAUAGCAAAAUGGGUGGUCCGGCGUAGCAGUGAACAGGAGAAGCUGCUGUGUUUGGUCCGCCGGAGGCCGGGGCACUACUGUGAAACGGCCGUGUUGGUCAUCCUCAUCCUGGCGUGGGAGGGAAUUGCUCGGCCGGUGGCAGACAAUCUCUACCAGGAGCUCACAAAGUCCCUCUUUAAAUACGGCUCCCCCACCAGCCGCCGCUGCGCCCUCAAUGAGGAUCGAACAUGUGCCUGCCAGGGUUUGGACCAGGACACAUGCGGAGCUUCAUUUUCUUUCGGCUGCUCCUGGAGUAUGUACUUCAAUGGCUGUAAGUUUGCCCGCAGCAAGGUUCCGCGCAAGUUCCGCCUGCUUGGAGACGACCGGGAUGAGGAGGAGAAAAUAGAGAACAACCUGCAGAAUCUCGCCUCUGACCUCGCACCCCUCUACAAAAGACUGGCUCCGGAGGCCUUCCAAAACCAGGUGGAGAAUGAGUCGGCAGGGAAUGACUGCCGUCUGGGUCGGAAGGAGGGUUGUCCCUUCUCUGGGGUCACAGCCUGUGUGGAUUUCUGUGCCCAUGCUCACAAGGACACUCACAACAUGAAUAACGGCAGCACUGUGGUUUGCACUUUAACCAAGGAAGAUAACCGGGCAGUGCCUAACAUACCAGAAGAUGAGCAGCUCCAUGUUCUGCCACUUUACAGAGUCUCCGCAAGGGACGAGUUUGGUCAGGUUGAGGGUCAGUGGACCAAGAUGCGGAGCGGUGCUCUGCAAGUUCUGUCCGCCUUUCCCAGAGAAGUGCGUCUCCUGGCUGAGCCAGUGAAAUCAGCCCGUAAGAUCAGGCAAGAAGCUCGUCUGAAGGCCCAAGCAGGGAAGCUGGAGAAGAAGCUCGGGCUGACUCCCCAAACUCCUGGGAAAGUGAAGAACGACACCCCCAGCAAAGAGCCACAGGGCUUCUCCAGCUCGUACAGACUGCCUCCAAGGCCUGCCAGCGAUGGACGGUACCCACAGGAGAGGAAUCAACCCGGCAUUUACAACCAGAGCACCAGCAGCUACCCCACCUCGGGUGCAGGGGUCACCCCACAGAAGGAGGUCAUCCCCCCCAACCACCAUGGCCUGCCUGGCGGCCAGUUUGGACAGAAUGGCUCAGCUGUUAAUUAUAAAACAGUGAGUGAUGCUGUGAAUGGUUAUGCUUCAGCAUCUGGUGGGCAGAGUGUACAUAUGCCUCCACAUAAUGCCCUUAGUGGCUUCCCCCAUGGUUUUAAAACUGAGCCAAACGAGGUGCACUGCUCUCCUCUGCGCAGACCCUCCCCCAGUGGGAGUGCUCCUCCUCCCCCCUCCUUCUCCCCCAGACCUACCUCUGAGGGCCUCUUCAGCAGGCUCAAUGGACUCCACAGGGCUGCUGGAGAUGUCACUGCAGAGGUCAGGGGUCAUGGCUUUCCUCCACUCUCUUCUCUCCCCCUUCCCCCACAGACUCCCCCGCCUGAACCAGAGGAAUUGAAGCAGGAAGAGGUGUGGUCAGACAGCGAGCACAACUUCCUGGACCGUGACAUAGGCGGAGUCGCGGUGGCACCGGCACACGGCUCCAUCCUGAUAGAGUGUGCGCGGCGGGAGCUCCACGCCACCACCCCAAUCCUCAGGCCCGACCGCAGCCAUCCCACGCGCAUCUCCCUGGUCUUCUACCAGCACAAGUCUCUGAAUGAACCAGGGCACGGGAUGGCUAUGUGGGAUGCAAAGAUGGCCAAGCGAGAGAGGGAGCGGGAGGAGGAGGCCGAGAGAUUAAGGAUGGAGGAAUGUCUGGGGAAUAACGGAAAAGGAGGUGUGGAGCAAGAAGAGGGAACAGGGGAGGAUGCAGAGGGGACAAAGAGGACAAUGCAUGUCCCCACACGACAAGCUUGGACUCUCCCGAGGGAUGGUGUUGUCACCGUGUCCCCUUAUGCUCUUACCCAAGUGACGGGCCCCUACAAUCGCUGGACUUAGUUGACAUGUGUUACACACACACACACACACACACUCACACACACAAAGAAACUUCUACACUUCUACACCCUGUGCUUCUGCCUUACCUCAUUCAACUUCAAACUGCUACUCUCAUUUUUUAAAGUUGUUUUCAUUGUGCUUUUCUAGAGUCUGUUUGUUGACUUUGCCCUUCUUGGUCUCUGCUUUCAAAGUGAUGAGGAAGACCAAAGUUGGUUGGCUUUUUUAACUGUGAGUUUCUGUGUUUUUAUUGUAAAGAGAUGGUGCUUUGAAGCAUUUCUAAGACGUUUUUAAACUGGUUUUAUAUUCAUGAUUAAGAACAAAAAAGAUGUGAUUAUUUAUUCUGAUCAUAACGAUUUCUAUUUAAUUCCUGGUGCAAGUCUGUUUACUGCAAGAUUUCUAUGAUAACCUGCAUUGUGUUUUCAGAAUUCACGUUGUACAGUAGGAAUUUGCUCUUUUUUUUUAGCCAAUAGUUCGCUUUUCAUAAGAUGAAUCUCAUUGGCUUCUAAGUUGGUGCCAUUCUCACUGUAAAACCUGCUUAACACCAUAACAUCACAUAAUGUAGAAACAGGACUAAUAUUGUGCUUAUAGUAACUACAGAUUGUCACAUUCGGCUGCCUCUGACUUCAGGUGGCAGUCGAUGAAAGAAAUGUUCUUCUUUGUUGAUUUGUUUUCUUUAUGUCUGGAUGUUUUUCUUUUUAUUCACAGAUUUGUAUGGCAUAUUAAGAAGCACUUUUUUUAUUUUUUUAAACUUAACUUGAAAAGGUCCCAAUCUUUAGGCCUAAAUAUGUAUGUACAGAUAGAGAUAUAUGACAGUUUAGCAUGAUCCUGGUUUUAUCUUUACAGUAUUUUUCAUUUAAAAUUUGUUGAAAAUGGCCUACAUAUCUAAGGAAAUGUUAAACUUUACAUACUGAGGAAUCGUGAAAUGCUGCAACAGUAAGGUGCUUACCAUUAUUAGCACUUAACUUAUUUUCACCUUCUGGAAAAUUAUUUCAAAAAAUCACAAGUGUGAUUAUAGGAUUUCAAAAACGUACUUGAUGGUGCUUAUAAGACCUACUUAUUCAUUAAGUGUUUGAUAUGUCGCCGUUUUUUAUGUCCAUAAUCAUGUACAACAGUGUCUGAAUAAUCAGUUUAUUGUUCUCUUCCGCUCUGCUUUUGUUGGAAAACCACUCAAACAUCAGAUUCCACUCAGACUAGAAGAUGGUUUUUGGUGCUCGACCUUUGUGAAGACUUUGUUUUCAGAGAGCUUUUCCUUACAGGGUCAAAAUAAGGGGGUUAGUGUCAACUCCUGGUGAAUCAGGAUCUUUUUUAUUACCGGUGAAACAGAAGCUAUUUGUUUUUAAAACCCAGCAAUUAAAUUAUAGCACAAGAGAUAAUGACCUUUCACUGAUAUUCACACUGACACUGGUAUAAUGUUUCUUGAGAAACUUGUUGGUCUUUCAAACACUUUUACUUCCGUUUGGUGCUAAUAGGACAACAUUGACUUGACAUGGUUAUAUACUGUACAUUGGUGUCAUGGUGCUUUUAUACAACUCUACACUGAUCUGAUGUAUGUUUCAAUACAAAGGUAGUUUUUUUAUUUUUCGGACAGACGGAGAUGCAUUUCUAUCUCCACCAUUGAUCAUGAUACUUUUUAAUUAUCAGUGAAAAAAAUCGAAUGAUUGUGCCGAUUUUCCUCUAGCCCUCAAAUGUCUUCCACUAAUAACCAAAAUCUGCAACAAUUUUCAAAAAAUCACAACACACACACAAAGUGAAAUGAAUGUAAACAGUUCUUAAAUCAGUGGAUUUAAAAAUGUUGAACCCAACAUGACAAAGUUACAAAUGUUUUUGACUGACUGUGGGGACGUUCUCAAUCUACAUUGAAAGUAUUUGUAUCAACAAGGAACUAACAACUAGCACCAGCAUUACAAAUCUUUUAAAAAACGUUUAUUAGUAGAAAAUGUGUAAAUAUGUUUUGUGAACCAUAUUGUUCUUACUGUACUGUUAAUGGUGUUUAGAUAAUGGAUGCUCUUGCUUAUUUUGAAACUGAAUUACUGUACGUUGCUGAAAGUAUAUCCAGUUUAGACUUGAGAAGAGGCUACAUUUAGCAUUCCUUAUAUGGAUGGCUGAUCUCUUUUUGGGAUUGUGAAAUAAAGUCAUAUUUAUAUUUUGGACCUGA
Gymnodraco acuticeps is the source of this 9163-nucleotide messenger RNA. It is a transcript of the gene tet1, whose product is annotated as tet methylcytosine dioxygenase 1. Gene Ontology annotation, cellular component: nucleus. The coding region runs from base 502 to 7008 and encodes 2168 amino acids. The record is from RefSeq and is a predicted model, not a curated record. The transcript has 12 exons. Gene Ontology annotation, molecular function: DNA 5-methylcytosine dioxygenase activity; DNA binding; zinc ion binding. Gene Ontology annotation, biological process: positive regulation of transcription by RNA polymerase II; oxidative demethylation. NCBI's taxonomy places the organism in Eukaryota, Metazoa, Chordata, Actinopteri, Perciformes, Bathydraconidae.